AUGCAGGUGCUGCUGCUGGCCCUGCUGGUGCUGCUGGCCCUGCCGCUCUACUCCGUCUACUGCAUCUACAAGCCGCCGCGCUUCCUCAUCGGCUACCUGCGCAACAAGUUCCCCGACGUGCUAUUCGAAGAGCCCACAUCCGAAAAGAUCAUUGCGCUGUCGCUCGACGAUGCCCCCUCGGCGCACACGGACGAGAUCAUGCAGGUGCUGCGCGAAAACGACGCCCACGCCACCUUCUUCGUCAUCGGCCAGCAGGUCGAGGGCCGCGAGGCGACGCUGCGGAAGCUGGUUGCGCAGGGCCACGAGCUCGGCAACCACGCCAUGCGCGACGAGCCCUCCAGCCGCCUGAGCAACGACGAGCUCGAGAAGCAGGUCAAGGAGGUCAAGGCGCUGCUGACGACCGCCUACGAGGCCGAGGGCAAGAUCCUGCCCAACAACUACUUCCGGCCCGGGUCCGGCUACUUCAACCACCGCAUGCGAGACCUGCUGGGCAACCGCGGCUUUCGCAUCGUCCUUGGCAGCAUAUACCCCCACGACCCCCAGAUCCCGCACCCGACGGUCAAUGCUAAGCAUAUUCUGAGCAUGGCACAUCCCGGAGGCAUCAUCAUCUGCCACGACCGGAGGGGGUGGACGGCUCCCAUGUUGCGAAUUGUGCUGCCAGAACUGAAGCGGCAAGGAUAUAGAAUCGUCACCAUUACAGAUCUUGUGACGUCCGUUGAGCCCUUGGGAGGUCGAUCCUGGUGA
Trichoderma virens Gv29-8 is the source of this 744-nucleotide messenger RNA. Its product is annotated as carbohydrate esterase family 4 protein. The record is from RefSeq and is a predicted model, not a curated record. Gene Ontology annotation, cellular component: membrane. Bases 1 to 744 code for a protein of 247 amino acids. The transcript has a single exon. Gene Ontology annotation, molecular function: hydrolase activity, acting on carbon-nitrogen (but not peptide) bonds. Lineage: Eukaryota; Fungi; Ascomycota; Sordariomycetes; Hypocreales; Hypocreaceae. Gene Ontology annotation, biological process: carbohydrate metabolic process.